Molecule: messenger RNA, 968 nt
Organism: Sitophilus oryzae (rice weevil)
Lineage: Eukaryota; Metazoa; Arthropoda; Insecta; Coleoptera; Curculionidae
Exons: 5
Coding region: 260-928 (222 amino acids)
Source: RefSeq, a predicted model, not a curated record
AAGGUGACGUUUCCAUCAUGUCUGUCAAAUCGUUCAAAAUGAACGUUUGGAAUGCCUUGACAAGGCUCGUUCAAAAUUUCGUAAUCUACAUAUGUUUAAGGUUUCUGAUUAAGUUCGUUUGGAGGAAAAUUAGGGACAGCAAACUGAUAUCUGAUGUGACGAGAAAGAGAAUCCUGGGGCAGUAAUUUAGUGUAGUUAAUAAGGCAAAAUUAGCGGUAAAGAAAUUUGAGUGAAACAACUGAUUUAAAGUGAAUAAACAAUGGAGACUUUUUUGACAACCAACAAGGAAAAUUAUAAGUGGCCCUAUGGAAAACCUAUGGUUCCCAGACCGUCUCAGCCACCAAUCAAGACGAAACCCAACAACUGCUAUGUUGCCAAACUGGUCGAGCCUUACUGUCAUUGCGACUUCCAUUUGUACGAACCGGAAAUGGGUAGAUACAUGAAAUUGGCCGAAAAAGAAAAGGCUUUGUACGAAGAGUUGGAUACUCUAAAGAAACGAAUGGCGGUUCUUGUAAGUGACAUUUUGGACCAUCCCUGCGACACUGACGAUGAAAAAAUGAAAACUAUAUAUGAGACAGAUUACGCGAAAAGAGGUCUAAAUUUGGUUCAGUACAGAAAACUGAUGCCAGCAAUAGACUCUCCUGUGGGAAUCCCAGUGAAAGGAGAAACGAUCGGCCUGGGAAUGGGUUACAGGGACCCGACCAAGUUCAGGUUUACCGAAAUCCAGAAACCGUUCGUUGAUAUUUGCCAACCGGCAUCGUUUACAAGAACACCUUCAGUUCUUGAUGAAUGGUUCGCUCACAGAACAGGCAGUUCGGAAUAUCAAGAUUCUUACAGUAAAGUGGCCAUCAACAUUUUGAACAGCAGUCAGCAGUAUGCAGAACCUUUACCGUCUUCAAGAAGGAAGCCCGAUCAACGAUGUGUGUGACAUUUUCUUUUUGUUUGAACAGAUUAUCAUAUAUGGAAGA